GGCGGAGCUGGGAAGCCUCUGAGCUACAGCAAGCCGCCCAAUGCAGUAGAAGCUCGCGGAGCGAACGGAAGCCCGUCCAGCACAAUGCAGCACUGAGGCGGCAGCGGCGGCGGCAUUGGCGAGGAGGAGAACGCGCGCCUCUCUCGCUCGCAAGGAGAAGGAGACCCCGGGAGCGGGGGGCGCCUUUCCUCUCCCCCUCCAUGCCAGCCGCCGUGUGACCCGCGCUUAUUGCGGGCAGGAGGGGGGAGGAGGAAGGACGCGCCUCCCUCCUUCCCACCCGACCGAGACCCAGCCAUGCAGCCAGCGACUUCUCUGCUCUCCUUGACGCUUUGUGCCUUCGGGAUGCUCUCCGGAGCCGGCUCCAGCCGCGCAGGAGACGCCUUGUUGACAGAGAUGGAGCGAAGGGACGGGGAUCGCUUUGUGGAGAGACAAAAUAUCGUCCCUUUCCGGCUGAUCUAUAGCACGGACGGUGGCAACGAAACUCAACACGACGUGCUCAACACCCGCAUCGGCGGCGGCAGCUUUGGUGGGAAGCAGUCCACUCAUAUUGCCCGAGCCAGCUUCCAAGUUGAUGCCUUUGGAUCUUCUUUCAUCCUGGAUGUAGAGCUAAACCAUGAUCUGCUGUCUUCAGAAUACCUCGAGAGGCACAUCGAACAUGGCGGAAAGAUGGUGGAAGUGAAAGGCGGGGAGCACUGUUAUUACCAAGGUCACAUCCGAGGGAAUUCAGAAUCGUUUGUUGCCCUGUCAACCUGCCAUGGACUUCACGGCAUGUUCUAUGAUGGAAAUCACACAUAUCUUAUCGAGCCGGAAGAAAACUACACUUUGCAUGAGGAAUUCCAUUUACACUCUGUUUACAAAUCCAGAUUAUUUGAAUUUCCUUUGGAUGAUCUUCCAUCUGAAUUCUGGCACAUGAACACCACGUCACAGAAGUUCGUUGUGAAACCGAGACACAAAAGAAGAAAAAGGCAGGUUCAUCAGAGCCCAUAUAAAGUUGAAGAGGAAACUAAAUAUGUUGAGCUAAUGAUCGUAAAUGACCAUCUAAUGCUGAAAAAGCACCGAUUAUCGGUUGGCCACACAAACAGCUUUGCAAAAUCAGUAGUGAACCUGGCAGAUUUAAUUUACCAAGAACAGCUCAACACCAGGAUAGUCUUGGUUGCCAUGGAAACCUGGGGUACUGAUAACAAGUUCACCAUAUCUGAAAACCCACUGGUGACCCUGCGUGAGUUUAUGAAAUAUAGGAGGGAUUUUAUCAAAGAGAAAAGUGAUGCAGUUCACCUUUUUUCGGGGAGUCAGUUUCAGAGCAGUCGCAGCGGGGCAGCCUACAUUGGUGGCAUUUGUUCGCUCCUGAAAGGUGGUGGUGUAAACGAAUUUGGAAAGCCGGAUUUAAUGUCAGUGACAUUGGCACAGUCCUUAGCUCACAAUCUUGGCAUUUUCUCAGACAAAAGGAAAUUGCAGAGUGGUGAGUGUAAGUGUGAGGACACAUGGUCUGGCUGCAUAAUGGGAGAUACUGGCUAUUACCUUCCAACCAAGUUCUCCAAAUGCGAUGUUGAGGAGUACCACGAAUUUUUAAAUAAUGGAGGUGGAGCCUGCCUUUACAACAAGCCUUCCAAGCUUCUCGAUCCUCCAGAAUGUGGCAAUGGCUUUGUUGAAGCUGGAGAAGAAUGUGACUGUGGUACUGCGACCGAAUGUCGUGCUGAAGGUGGAGAUUGCUGUAAUUCCUGUAGUCUAACGGCUAACUCCGAAUGCAGUAAUGGACUUUGCUGUAAAAAAUGUCAGUUUGAAGCCAAAGGAGUUGUAUGCAGAGAAGCUGUGAAUGAUUGCGAUAUUGCAGAGAGUUGCACAGGAGACUCUAAUCAGUGCUCUCCAAAUCUGCACAAAAUGGAUGGGUAUUCAUGCGAUAACGAAGAGGGCCUUUGUUUUGGAGGACGAUGUAAAACAAGAGACAGGCAGUGCAAAUAUAUCUGGGGAGAAAAUGUGACAGUCGCUGAUAACUAUUGCUACGAGAGGUUGAAUAUAGAAGGAACUGAGAAAGGCAACUGUGGCAGAGACAAAGAUACUUGGACACAGUGCAAGAAUGAGGAUGUUCUUUGUGGAUAUCUCCUGUGCUCUAAUAUUGUUUCUAUCACCCCAAGACUUGGGGAACUCGAUGGUGAAAUCACAUCAACUUCUCUUCAAACUUUGGACAAGUCCUUUGUUUGCAGCGGGGGUCAUGUCAAGCUAGAGGAAGAUGCAGACCUUGGCUAUGUAGAAGAUGGGACACCUUGUGGCCAGGGAAGAAUAUGUUGGGAGCACAGAUGCCUUUCUGUGGAAUCCUUUAACUUCAGCUCCUGUCCAGGAAGUACAGAAGGCACCAUCUGUUCAGGGCAUGGAGUGUGCAGUAAUGAAAUACAGUGUAUCUGUGAAGGGUUGUGGACUGGUGCGGACUGUGCCAAACCCGUCAUGAAACCAAGAAAUGAUGAAUAUAUGCCCAACCCAGGUGUCACUAGCACAAAUAUUAUUAUAGGUGCUAUCGCUGGUACAAUUUUAGUGUUGGCUCUGAUUAUGGGCAUAACUGCAUGGGGUUACAAAAACUAUCGAAGACAGAGACAAAUCCCUCAGGGAGAUUAUGUAAAAAAGCCUGGUGAGGCCGACUCCUUUUAUAGCGACAUGCCGCCUGGAGUCAGCACAAACUCUGCAUCUAGUUCUAAGAAGAGGUCUGCUUUUCUGUCGCAUUUUCAGAUUUCUACCUGUUCCAUCACACAUUAUUCCAUUAGUCAGAACCUUUCAUUGUUUUGCAGCAGGUCAAACGGAUUAUCUCAUUCAUGGAGUGAAAGAAUCCAAGAUGCAAAGAACCUUUCGGACAUCUGUCAGAAUGGGCGACCCAGGAGUAACUCAUGGCAAGGUAAUAUAGGCGGCAACAGGAAGAAAGUCAAAGGCAAAAGAUUUAGGCCACGGUCUAAUUCCACUGACAGAGCAUCCCAUGCUUCUGAGCCUGGGCUUUCCCACACCAACCAAAUCCCACCCCAAGGCAUAAGCCACAGGGGUUUUCACCACCCCCAGACAAGGGAUCGGGAUCACAGGACCCUUUCCCCUGCAAAGUCCCCUUCGUCAUCUACUGGCUCCAUUGCCUCCAGCAGAAAAUACCCAUACCCGAUGCCUCCCCUUCCUGAUGAGGAGAAAAAGGCCAACAGAGCAAGUGCCAGGCUAUGGGAGACUUCCAUUUAGUUCCACUGUCUAUCUGAGCUGAUACCAGAACUGUUUACUUCAGAUUUUAUACAAACUCAACAUUGCUGAGUCGCUGAACAUUCAUCUGCUAAGUGGACAAUUUGAAGGGCAGAGAUGCUGACCAGCAUGGAGCGAACAAGUUCCCUGAAGAAGGAAAAGGCAAUUUUCUGCAGCAGAUUAGGAUUUUAAUUACAAGUAAAGAACAACCAAACCAUAUACAUACCCCAUUAACCUGGGAUACAUGGAACUGAAAAUAUAAAAGAUUAUUCCGCAUGAUGACAGAUAAUAUGUAGAUGCGCAGAUGAAACUAAUUGGGAGUCCCAAAGGUGGGGUUUUCUCUGGUCUAACAUAAUCCCAAAUAACUUUAAACAAACAAACAAAAAUAGAAUUCAGAAUUUGGUAUGUAAACAUUUAUGCUGUGUGCAUGAAUCCCUCCGUUCACCACUUUCCAUGUGUAAGGGACUAGUCAUUAUACUUUAGUAAAACUAGCAUGCAGAAGUAAGAAAUGUUUUUUCCGCAAGUGGGAUCCGAAGAGGCAAACAUUAUGACAUAAGCAGCCAACAACAACAAAAAUGCUUUUUUAAUUUUUAUUACUUUUUGUGAUUAUAUUCUCAGUAGAAACUCAUACGUGUGUAAAAAGUUGUAAAAUACCAACAAUGCAAUUA
Messenger RNA from Lacerta agilis (Sand lizard), 3869 nucleotides. It is a transcript of the gene ADAM22, whose product is annotated as ADAM metallopeptidase domain 22. The transcript has 32 exons. NCBI's taxonomy places the organism in Eukaryota, Metazoa, Chordata, Lepidosauria, Squamata, Lacertidae. Gene Ontology annotation, cellular component: postsynaptic density membrane. The record is from RefSeq and is a predicted model, not a curated record. The coding region runs from base 295 to 3204 and encodes 969 amino acids. Gene Ontology annotation, molecular function: metalloendopeptidase activity. Gene Ontology annotation, biological process: proteolysis.